AUCCCCGCCAACCCGCACCCUCACCCACCUCACCCACCACAUCUUGCCCACCAUGGCUGCCCAGGCUCAGCAGUUCCAGCAGAAGGCCGAGUACUUCGUCGCGCAGAUCGACAAGGAGCUGUCCAAGUACCCGCAGCUCGUCAAGCUCGAGCAGACGACCAACAUCCCCAAGGCCUACGGCGCCAUCGGUGCCUUCUCGCUCUUCACCAUCCUCGUCUUCUUCAACAUCUUCGCCGGCUUCCUGACGAACCUCAUCGGCUUCGUGCUGCCCGCCUACUUCUCCAUGCGCGCGCUCGAGACGCCGCAGCCGCAGGACGACGUCCAGUGGCUCACCUACUGGGUCGUCUUCGGCGCCUUCAACUUCGCCGAGUCGUUCGUCGACCUGAUCCUCUACGUGUUCCCCUUCUACUACACCUUCAAGACCCUCGCCAUCGUGUGGCUCAUGCUGCCGCAGACGCAGGGCGCCAAGAUCGUGUACCACCGCGCCCUCCGGCCGCUGUUCCACUCGUCGUCGCGCUCGGCCAGCCACACGACGCCCGUGGCGCCCACUGCCGCCGACAUCAACUAAGCGCCUGCUCGCUUGGCUGCUCGCGGCGCAGCAAGAGUGCGCGCAGCUCGGCCGCUCGGGCGCUGUCCCUCUGAGCCGGAGCAGCUCAGCUCUUACGGGCCAGGUGCUGGCGUGCUAGCCAUGCCGCCUCUGGCCUGGCCCUUCUCCUUCCGCUUCUCGCCUUGCCCACACGAACCUUUGACGAACCUGGCUUCCUCUGCGCGCCUCGCUCCUCCUCUCUUACCCCUCUCGCCCGCCCAUCCCAUAUCAUUCCAUCCGCCCCCCUCUUCCUCCCGAAAACGACAUACUUGCUGCGCUCCCACGAGUCGAAAUGAAGCCCCG
This is a messenger RNA of Tilletiopsis washingtonensis, 889 nucleotides long. Its product is annotated as protein YOP1. The coding region runs from base 53 to 568 and encodes 171 amino acids. The transcript has 8 exons. NCBI's taxonomy places the organism in Eukaryota, Fungi, Basidiomycota, Exobasidiomycetes, Entylomatales. The record is from RefSeq and is a predicted model, not a curated record.